AGAGACCUUGAGGAAAAAUUUGAAUUCGUCAUUAUGUCUGAUAUCCUCAUUGACGAUCCCAUCGAAAUCGUCCAGCCCCCGGCAUCUGAUGUUAGUGACUGCGGGAGCGUAUCGACCGUCUCGGAAAAGCUUGCAAGUUUAGAUUCAGCGCUUGACUUAGUAGGAGACUGCGAUGAAAGUGCUGUUGAUGAAAAGAAUAACGUAUUCGAAGACUUCGAGUCAACCCCUGGUGCAUCAAGUUUUGAAUUAGGAAAAUCGCCGUUGACAGUCGAUAAUGAGGGUACGAAGCAACCUGCUUCGAGCUCGUGCUUGAAUGAAUCAACAGUGCCUGCCUUUGAUCAGCCACAAGUUAUACCCUCUGCGAUGACCGAAAGUCAGGAAUGGGAGAAAAUCGACGAGGGAGAUCUAAAUGGGAAAAGUGCAAUAACCAACGACGAAGUGGAAGAGCAGGAAUACGAAGAUAUCCUUGGUAGUGGCCAAAUCUUGAAGAAGGUUUUAAAAGUUGGAGUUGAUGAUAUCCGACCUAAACGGGGAAAUCGAGUUGUAGUUACGGUUUUGGGAAAAUUGGACCAAGCAGACGACGACGCCUACGUUGAAGAGUAUGUGGAACGCGAAGUUUACAUCGGAGAUCUGGAGAUCAAUCAAGGACUCGAUCUGAUCCUUCCCCUCAUGUGCAAGGGGGAAACAGCGGAAGCUGUUAUCAAACCUCGAUUUGCUUACGGAGAUCUUGGUUUGGAGCAGACAAUUCCCAAGAACGCCACCUUAAGGUACACGAUAAUCCUCAAAGACUUUUAUGAGGAAGAUUCUGAAUCGCUUUCCAAAUCGGACCGUCUGCGAAUAGGCAAUGCCAAAAGGGAGCGAGGUAAUUUCUGGUUCGUCAGGCAGGCGUAUGCUUCAGCGGUUCAAUUGUACCGCCGAGCCUUGGAGUAUCUGGACGAAAAUGAUAGUGAUUCUGCAGAUCAGGGUGAUCAAGAAAGCGAAGGCUUAAUGAAAACGAUUCUGGAAGAUCGAUUAAAAGUGAACAACAACUUGGCAGCCGCGCAGUUCAAACUUGGUGCUUUCGAUGCAGCUCUACGUUCGGUAGAUAAUGUACUUCGAUGUCAACCGGAUAACGUCAAAGCUUUAUGCAGGAAAUCGAAGAUUUUAAUUGCCUUGAAUGACACUGACGAAGCGUAUUCAGCCAUCAAAAAAGCAGCUGCGCUUUGUCCUGAUGACAAGGCAAUUGCUGCUGAGCUUUCCCAGCUAGCUUCGAAGAAAAAGGCUGAGGAACAGCGAGAACGAGAUCUUUACAAAAAAAUGCUGAAAGAGCACACAUCUAAUCCAGAUGUAAAGCAGCGUCCUCGCGAGGAGAAUUCUUCAUGGAGUGCAUUUUGGAAAGUUGCUGUGUCUGGGGUCGCCGUCGCGGGACUUGCAAUUGCCGCUUACAAGUUGAAGCAAAUGUGAUCUCCAAGCUGAGAUGAAACCAAUUAAUCAGAUAUUUUGAUGCCAACUCACCAUCCUGCGAACAAGAUUGCAUCGUCUGGGUCUUGAUGUCUGCUCACCGAAUUUUUCUUCGAGUUUUUUUUUUUUUUUUUUACACUAGUUGAAUCGGAAACCGAAUUUUGAAGCCGCUUCUGGCUGUGAAGAAACUUAGUGAACUUCUUCCCCUAUGCGUUUGCUUUCUUUCCUGUGUCUUGAGGGCUUCCGAUCGAUUUUUUUUUAUUCGAUAUAAUACGUACAUCUUGACAUUCCCUUGUCAGAACCGCAAGUCGGUUAUCGAUCUUUGCAUUUCGCACCCUUCGGAUCUGAUUUCGUUAUCUGUGUACCAUGAGUAGUUUAUUGUUAUCAGCGAUGAUGCGAAGCAAAAGUCAUUCAGGUAGCAAUGCCAAAACUGAAUGAAGACGAGGAAGAUGCGUAGGAGGACUGUGUGCCUUAUUUGAUCGUAAGCUUUUUCUAGGCGGUGAAUGUCGAUCCAUUUUUGUCAUGUCAAUGGUGAAAAGACCGCGAUUGACCGUUGAAAUAUCAAGUAAUUGGAAGCAGCUCGCUAAGACCCUGAAACCAGAACCCGCAAGAAGGAAAAAAUUCAAGGGACAUAUCUUUCAAGAGAGGAAAGCUCAUUGUCGAACUUCCGCCAUACAUGAAAAUGGGAUUGAAUGCCAGCGGAUUAAAGACGGGGCUAAGCUGACUGAAAAAAAUGACAAAUUUCGAAGCCGACGUUCUGACGAAGUGCCUGGCAAUUGAUUGCGAAAUGGUCGGAGUAGGAACGCCAGAAAUGGAACGCAGCAUCCUUGCACGCGUCUCGAUCGUCAACGAAAAAAACGAGUGUGUUUACGACAAGUACGUUAGGCCUAGUGAGGAAGUCACCAACUACAGGACGCACGUGAGUGGAGUCACGUCCUCUCACUUACUGCAUGCUGAGGAAUACUCCACGGUGCGGAGAGAGGUUGCUGCACUGAUCCAUAAGCGUGUGCUUGUCGGGCAUUCGCUGAAAAACGAUUUCGCGGUGUUGCUUUUAUCACAUCCAAAACAUUUGAUAAGAGAUACGUCCACCUAUCCGGAGUUCCGAAAACUGUUCGAUGGAAAAACUCCGAGUUUGAAAAAUUUGACCGACCGACUUCUAGACGUGAAGAUCCAGCACGGGAUACACGAUUCGGUGGAAGAUGCGAUCGCCGCAAUGACGCUUUACAAACAAUAUGCAAAAGAGUGGGAAGCGUCGCAGAGAGGAUGCAAAGUUCGACAGGAAAUCACGAAGAGAAUAUCGGAGGAAGGCGAAAUGUUGCAGGCUCGAGAGAAGCAGCUUCUGCGCCAAGUCGAUGUUGCCUCGGCGCACUUCAUGUCAGUUUAUCUUGUUCAUCAUGCCCAACUGCACCAGUUGGUUGGGAUAGCGCAAAGUUUCUUUGCCCGCUACGCCAAUGAAACGAACUUGGAGGAAAAUGACAUCGCUUUUGAAAAAGAUGCUGCGGAUUUAUUGGAUAAAAUUCGAACCGGACUGAAGCAAUGCGACCUGACGAAUGAAGAUACCACAAAAAUUCCGAUUGCCGUGACGUUCCCUGACAACGCGGUGAAAGAGUUGGAGAAAAUGAUCCAAGAUUUUGGAGAAAUUGAUGCUGGCAGUGCAUUUCUGAUGUCCUUCAAGAAUAGCGACGGCGAUAAGAAAGGCCUGGGGUUCUUGCCCUACGGGCACGAGGAUUACUUGGACAGCGAACUGGAAGUACUUCAAACAAAACCCUUGCUGGGCUCCCCAAGUCUGAUCCGUUUUCCGAAGAAAAUGCACGUAAUCCCAAACCAUACCGGAUUAUCAUUGGACGAUCGAAAUCGUUGGUUGUUGCAGCGUCUCAAAGAGCCCGAACUUCCGAAGCCCCAGAACAUUGAAACAUGGUUGCAAACGAUGAAAAAUGAUGUAACCCAUAAGAAAAGCGAAUCGUCCUGCAGUGACAGCAUUGAAAUUCUUGGAAAUUUGGAUGAUGAUGUCGCUUACCCUUGUAAGGAUGACGUAUGCGAAGUCGAGAAUCGAUCGCAGUGGGCGGAAGACGGAGAAUUCAUGAUGCUGAAAAUGUUCUGCAAGAAAGAACCUGUGUGCAAGCAACUAGAAGACUGUUGUGGACUGACAUCGGGCGGUUGCUGCGUAAAGAAAGCCCUUAAUAAAGAAGCUCUCGCCGUGCCUAUGGUCAACAUCAAUAAUCGUAGUUUGUCGAGAUCAGCAAAUUGGCUCCUGACGAAAAAGCAUAAUCAAGAAGCUGAGCAAAUUAACACAGUUGAGCCUUUGCAAUGGAAACCAGACGCCGCCGCAGCAUCAGCAUGGAAAUCGAACGUCUCGAAGCACUGGGAGAAAAUUUGGAACGAUGACAACGAGACCUGGUUGAUUCGUCGAAAGCGGUUGGAAAAAGCUGCGAAUGAAAUCAUUUCCUCCGAGUCACCUUCAGAGCCUAUUGAAUGUCCUUCAGUUGAUGACGCGCAAAUCCUCGAUUGCACCGAUUCGUUCAAGUUCGGCGAAAUUCAUGAAAAAAUCAAAAAUGCCGAUCAUAAAAUCUGGCGACUGCAAGAAAACAUUAUUGCCCAAGAUGGAGGAAAAUUCUUUGCCGAAUUAAGCGCACUGAGGGAAGAAAAGGCCAAGAAGAGUCAAUGGAUUUCAACCGGAAGCCCUGCCGUUUCAUCGACUGGACCCAUUAAUUACAAGACUUGGUUGGCCCCGGCUUGCAAUGCAAGUCCUCAUCAGGAAAAGUUUUUGACGCCGCUCGCAAAUCCCAAUCUUAUCUUGAAACGCAACGUAUUUCCAGCGAACUGGAACAUUCAGAAAGGAGCUGGAAACGUCUCUUGGCUACUAAAGAAAGAAUAAGCUCUUACGGAACCGAUGAAGACGCAUGAUCGGAUUGGGAUUAAUUGUGGAUUGACGCUAGCUUGUUAGGCAGUGACUGAAUGCUUUUUGCCGCAUCCUUUAAAAACUAAUUGUUGAAGUUUUUUUUUUUUUGGUUAUGGGAAAUGCUGUACGCUGGUGAUUGAAUGAAUUAAAAUGUGAAAAGAUUAUCCUUUAUCUGUUGCUGUACUGUAUAGCAUUAAAGUAUAUUAGAACCGCAAUGUUCACGGCGAAAUUCUUUUGCGUCCAUUUCAAGCCGUCUCUUUCAUUGCUCCGAAAGGGAAAACGAGCUCAUCUUAUUUCAGAGGUGUUUCUCGCGUUGAACACAAAUCUGAGUCAAUAGAUUUUGCAGAAAUUUUUCUUCGUCCUGGUUUAAUCUGUUAUAAGCUCUUGUUCAGUGAUGUGAGUUCAGCAUUGUUGAUGGUCGCAUGCUUUAAAACUUGUUUUACCAAGCAAUUGAGGAAGAGUAUAACUGCUAAAGUUUCAUUUCAGUAAAAUAGUUAUGAAAUCGAAAUGAAGAUCAAAGGAAAAUGUAUCAAAUUUGUACCGCACGAUUGUGCAGUCAUUCUUAGAGGAGAAUAAAUGACAUUACAUACCGUUCAGUAUAAACA
Messenger RNA from Notodromas monacha, 4944 nucleotides. The record is from the annotation of a GenBank genome assembly. Lineage: Eukaryota; Metazoa; Arthropoda; Ostracoda; Podocopida; Cyprididae.